Molecule: messenger RNA, 2216 nt
Organism: Nelumbo nucifera (sacred lotus)
Lineage: Eukaryota; Viridiplantae; Streptophyta; Magnoliopsida; Proteales; Nelumbonaceae
Source: RefSeq, a predicted model, not a curated record
CAACAAGUAGAAGGGCUGAAUUAUCUGCAGUGCGAGGCAUAGAAUCAUUUCUCUUGCCACUCGUUUAUCGUAUCCCUUGCGGCCAAGCUUAUGCGGUUCUCCCAUGGAGAUCAGAGACCCGAGCUGAAAGAAGAGUGGAAGCUGGUCAUUCAUGGCGCUAUCAUUACCCUUUAGUCACGUUUCUCAGAUUUGUCUCCGUUCCAAGAUCAUGGCGCUCUCAACAAGAAUGCCCAUGCUAUUAUUAUCUGUAAGACGUAAUCUUGUGGAGAGGGCAUUUCUGAGUUCUUCUUUGUUCUCAUUCUCUACUACGUCUACUCCUUACCCACUUCAAUACGAACUCAUUGUUUCCCGCCCUGCCCACUCUCCUCUCCCGCGACCACGGAGAUCCCCCCGACCUGAUAGAGCGAAGCCUGAUAACUCCCCUGAAGCUGCAGAGGCCAAGGACUCAAAUUCUGAAUUGGGUUUUGAAGGUUGGGUCGACCGUAAGAUUUCAUCGAGGACCUCCGAGACUGAGGCAAGCCAGCGCAGUCUGAAUCAUUUGGAAGAGGAGAUGGAUAAAUUCAAAAGGAAGUACUACCGGAAGAGGAGGAAGAGGAUGUAUGGGACGGACUCGGACGAUGACCGACCACCCGAGGAGAAAUACAUAGAGUUGAAGCAGGAAGUUGUCGAACUUCCGACGUUGCACAAAAGAGAAGAGGAGUUAUACUUCUAUGACGCCUUUUCAUUUCCAUGGGAGAAAGAGAAGCAUUACCGGAUGGUGUAUCAGUUGGAGAAGAAAUACUUCCCUGAUCAAUGCCUUGAUAAGGCUUUUGUUGAGCCAGGAGAGUCGAAGGAGACGGGGAAGAAGAAAUCAAUUAACAGCAAAGAGAAGAAAGACAAGGUUGUUGAUGAAGUGCAUAACAAGGGUUUAAUUUUCUUUGAGGACGAAAGUGAGAAAGAUAGAAGAGAGACGAAUUCAGCCAAGAAUUCAAAUAAGGAUAUUACGGAAAAGAAGGUGGAGGAGUUCUUCAAGUGCUUGAAGAAAGUACCCAACAAGCCUCAUGAAGUUGCUCCGGCGGAACCCUACAUACUGACUAGGAGCUCUGAGCUUCCCCCGAGGUGGGACGGUCCAUAUGGGACAGCGGUCCUGGUGAACAAACCAAAAGGAUGGACAUCAUUUACAGUUUGUGGAAAGCUGCGCCGCCUUGUCAAAGUACAAAAGUUGCAGGUUGGGCAUGCAGGUACUCUUGAUCCUAUGGCAACUGGUUUAUUGAUUGUAUGUGUCGGUAAAGCUACUAAGCUGGUGGAAGGGUUCCAGGGUAUGAUUAAGGGUUAUAGUGGAGUUUUUCGCUUAGGGGAGGCUACUUCAACUUGGGAUGCUGAUUCACCGGUCAUUCAACGUGAGCCAUGGGAACACAUCAAAGACGAGGACAUAAAAAAAGCUGCCACGUCGUUUUGUGGGGAAAUUUGGCAAGUUCCUCCAAUGUUCUCUGCCAUCAAAGUAGGAGGUGAAAAGAUGUAUGAGAAAGCAAGGAGAGGUGAAAGCAUCGAGCUUUCACCAAGACGUAUUUCAAUUUUUCAGUUCGAUAUUGAGCGUAGCUUAGAUGACAGACAAAAUCUAAUUUUUCGAGUUACAUGCUCAAAAGGGACAUAUAUCCGAUCUCUCUGUGCAGAUUUUGGGAAAGCUCUGGGCAGUUGUGCUCAUCUAACAGCUCUACGAAGAGAUUCGAUAGGGCAAUAUUUGGCAGAUGAUGCGUGGGAUUUCCAAGAACUAGAAGACACAAUCACAAAAGGUUACAUGUAACUUCCGAUUACACAAUGUCUUUUCCAACCCCCAGAGAAAGAAAGAAAGAAAGAAAGAAAGAAAGAAAGAAAGAAAGAAAGGAAGGAAGAAAAGGAAUUGGAAUCAAGUGAUUGGAAGCAUGAAAAGCAAGUUUUGUGCAUAAGAUGAUGAUUAUGAUGAUGUGGGAGCCUGGUGUUAAUAUAACAGACUAACAGUACGUCAUUUCCAUGCUCAUUGGCAAGGCGUGUUCAAAUUUUCUUCCUUUUCUCUAUUUAUGGUUUUUUAGGUAAAAAUUUGAACAUGGUAUGUAUUUUGUGAUAUUUUUGUUAUCAAUAUUUGCUUUCAAAUCACCAAAAGGAACUCUUGCAUUAAGGGAAUGCAAAGCCAGUCGACACUAGCGGCGGGGAUAAAGCCCAUAAAAUAAUCUUUUUCUUUCUAUUUCUUUCUUUUGCUU